Messenger RNA from Cryptomeria japonica (Japanese cedar), 855 nucleotides. RefSeq lists its product as uncharacterized. The transcript is spliced from 2 exons. The record is from RefSeq and is a predicted model, not a curated record. NCBI's taxonomy places the organism in Eukaryota, Viridiplantae, Streptophyta, Pinopsida, Cupressales, Cupressaceae. The coding region runs from base 1 to 855 and encodes 284 amino acids.
AUGUUACGAAAGGAAGCUAAAAUAGACUGGACUGCUGAAACAUUGGAUGUAUUUAUAGCCAUCAAGAGGGCAAUAACUGAAGAAUCUGUGUUGAUAUCACCAGAUUUCAGUAAACCAUUCUUGAUAUUCUCCUUUACUUCUUGUCACACAGUAGCAGCGGUACUAUUACAAAAGAAUAAAGAUGGUUAUGAACAACCAAUUACAUACUUCAGCAAAUCUUUGAGCCCUACUAAAAUAAAGUAUGAGAUAAAUGAAAAGAAAGCCUAUGCCCUUGUAAAAACAGCCAAACACUUCAGGUCAUAUCUAGUGCGGGCAAAGGUGAUAGCUUAUGUCCCCAAUGCAGCGUACAAAGGGACAUUAGUCAAAGCCAAUACAGAAGGGAAUACCAAGGAAGAGAAGCUCAAAAUACUGCAGGAGGAAAUAGACCAAGCCAUGAAGGAAAUGACGCUUGAAAGGGGAAGACUAUUACUUAAAGAUGCUAGGAUAUUAAUAUACUCAGGAUGGGAUAUGAGAUCUGCUUUGUUGUUUGACAGUUUUCUAAAGAAACAGGGGCCCGACAAACAAAUCAUGCCAGAUGUAAUAUAUAAGAUUUUCAUGGGAUCAGGAUAUGAUCCAGAUCAGAAAGCUCUUAUGUUGUGGGCUCUAUACCCUAAGGAGAAAAUGCCAUUACUUGUCGAUAUUGAUGAGGCCUUUGGAUAUUUAAUGGUUCAACAAGUUGGGAAAACUAACCCUAGGGUCACUGCCAAAUUGAAUUUGGGUGUGGCAAAACCAAAUCAAGAUCAAGUUGAAUUCUUAGUCAGGGAGAAUUGGACUUGUAAAGGUUUGUAUGAAAAGGCCAGUAAGGAAGUGCAAUAG